UGGCAACCCACAAUGACUACGGUUUUUUUUCUUGACCUACAUAUACCUUAUGAACCCUACUAUAUUCAAAUUCAUAAUCUCUAAAUUCUUAACUCGUUUCAAGGAACCACACCAAAACCUAUCAACAGGGACGAUUGAUUCAGCGAAACCUAACAAGAGAUGGGAAAUCUUUUAUGCUGCGUGCAAGUUGACCAAUCAAAAGUCGCUAUAAAAGAAGGAUUUGGAAAGUUUGAAGAGGUGCUUCAACCAGGGUGUCAUUGCCUUCCAUGGUUCUUCGGAAAACGGAUUGCUGGCCAUCUUUCCCUUAGGAUACAACAACUGGAUAUCAAAUGCGAGACCAAGACAAAGGAUAAUGUCUUUGUCAAUGUUGUUGCUUCCAUUCAAUUCCGUGCCUUGGCAGAGAGGGCGAAUGACGCGUUUUACAAACUUACCAACACAAAAAAACAACUUCAAGCUUAUGUGUUUGAUGUGAUUAGGGCAAGUGUUCCAAAACUCAACUUGGAUGAUGCUUUUGAGCAGAAAAACGAAAUUGCAAAAGCUGUGGAACAAGAACUCGAGAAGGCUAUGUCAGCUUAUGGAUAUGAAAUUGUUCAAACACUGAUUACUGAUAUAGAGCCAGAUGUGCAUGUGAAGCGGGCUAUGAAUGAAAUCAACGCUGCUGCAAGAAUGAGGGUGGCAGCUAAUGAGAAGGCAGAGGCAGAGAAGAUCUUGCAAAUAAAGCGAGCCGAGGGUGAAGCUGAGUCCAAAUAUCUCUCUGGGAUGGGUAUUGCUCGCCAACGUCAAGCCAUUGUGGAUGGUUUGAGAGACAGUGUGAUUGGAUUUUCGGUUAAUGUACCAGGGACAACUGCAAAAGAUGUCAUGGAUAUGGUCCUUGUGACACAAUACUUUGACACCAUGAAAGAAAUUGGUGCUACCUCCAAGUCUUCUGCUGUGUUCAUUCCACACGGACCUGGUGCUGUUCGUGAUGUAGCUAGCCAAAUCCGUGAUGGACUUCUCCAGGGUUCUGUAUCUCAUCAGUAGCUUCUAUUCCUCGUAUUUCGUAUCUAAUUUGUAGUGCAGUAUGGUGACUUUCUAUAGUUACUAUUAUACUUUCAGUUUGCAACUUUAUUAUAGAUAUUAUGGGGUUUCUACAUUAUAAUUGGCGCA
Molecule: messenger RNA, 1146 nt
Organism: Vicia villosa (hairy vetch)
Lineage: Eukaryota; Viridiplantae; Streptophyta; Magnoliopsida; Fabales; Fabaceae
Product: hypersensitive-induced reaction 1 protein
Exons: 6
Coding region: 160-1020 (286 amino acids)
Source: RefSeq, a predicted model, not a curated record